AUGUUGAGAUCAUUUACGUCAACACAAAGUUCAAAAUUAGCACAAUUUGUCAGAUACGCAUCAACAAAAAAAUAUGAUGUAGUAGUAAUAGGAGGAGGACCAGGUGGUUAUGUAGCAGCCAUUAAAGCUGCUCAAUUAGGUUUAAAUACAGCAUGUAUUGAAAAAAGAGGAGCCUUAGGAGGUACAUGUCUAAAUGUUGGAUGUAUUCCAUCAAAAUCAUUAUUAAAUAAUACUCAUUUGUUACAUACUGUUCAACAUGAAGCAAGAGAUAGAGGAAUUGCCAUUGAUGGAACUGUUGGAGUUGAUUUUGGUAAAUUAAUGGCAGCAAAAGAAAAAUCAGUAAAACAAUUGACUGGAGGUGUUGAAAUGUUAUUUAAAAAGAAUAAAGUUGAUUAUUUAAAAGGAACUGGAUCAUUUGUUGAUGAAAAAAAAGUUAAAGUUGACCCAAUUGAAGGUGGUGAACCUGUUGAAGUUGAAGCUGAAAAUUUCAUAGUUGCUACUGGAUCAGAACCAACUCCCUUCCCUGGAAUUGAAGUAGACGAAGAAAGAAUAGUUACAUCUACUGGUAUUUUAUCAUUAAAAGAAAUUCCAGAAAGAUUAGCCAUCAUAGGUGGAGGUAUCAUUGGAUUAGAAAUGGCUUCAGUUUAUGCAAGAUUAGGCUCAAAGGUUACUGUAUUAGAAUUCCAAAAUUCUAUUGGUGCAGGUAUGGAUGCUGAAGUUUCAAAGACUACCCAAAAAUUAUUGAGUAAACAAGGACUCAACAUUAAAACCGGAACUAAAGUUCUUUCUGGUAAAAGAGAAGGAGAUGUAGUUAAAAUUGAAGUUGAAGAUGCUAAAUCAGGUAAAAAAGAAGAUUUGGAAGCUGAUGUUUUAUUAGUAGCAGUUGGAAGAAGACCUUACACUGAAGGAUUAAACUUGGAAGCAGCAGGAUUAGAAAAAGAUAACAAAGGAAGACUUGUAAUUGAUGACCAGCUAAAAUCAAAACAUGACCAUAUAAGAAUCAUUGGUGAUGUAACAUUUGGUCCAAUGUUAGCACACAAGGCAGAAGAAGAAGGAAUUGCAGCAGCAGAAUAUAUCAAAAAUGGUCAUGGUCAUGUUAAUUAUGCAAACAUACCCUCAGUUAUGUAUACACAUCCAGAAGUUGCGUGGGUAGGACUUAACGAAGAACAAUUAAAAGAAAAAGGAAUUAAAUAUAAAGUUGGUAAAUUUCCAUUCAUUGCAAACUCAAGAGCUAAAACUAAUUUAGACACCGAUGGAUUUGUUAAAAUAAUUGCCGAUGCUGAAACAGAAAGAGUAUUGGGUGCUCAUAUCAUUGGACCAAAUGCUGGUGAAAUGAUUGCUGAAGCAGGUUUAGCUUUAGAAUAUGGCGCAUCAACUGAAGAUAUUGCAAGAACUUGUCACGCUCAUCCAACAUUAUCUGAAGCAUUCAAAGAGGCUGCUUUAGCAACAUUUGAUAAACCAAUUAAUUUUUAA
Messenger RNA from Lodderomyces pseudojiufengensis, 1473 nucleotides. It is a transcript of the gene LPD1, whose product is annotated as dihydrolipoyl dehydrogenase. Gene Ontology annotation, cellular component: oxoglutarate dehydrogenase complex; mitochondrion. The record is from RefSeq and is a predicted model, not a curated record. The transcript has a single exon. NCBI's taxonomy places the organism in Eukaryota, Fungi, Ascomycota, Pichiomycetes, Serinales, Debaryomycetaceae. The coding region runs from base 1 to 1473 and encodes 490 amino acids. Gene Ontology annotation, molecular function: dihydrolipoyl dehydrogenase (NADH) activity; flavin adenine dinucleotide binding.